Talpa occidentalis (Iberian mole) is the source of this 1053-nucleotide messenger RNA. It is a transcript of the gene SYCE1L, whose product is annotated as synaptonemal complex central element protein 1 like. Gene Ontology annotation, biological process: synaptonemal complex assembly. The transcript is spliced from 12 exons. The record is from RefSeq and is a predicted model, not a curated record. Gene Ontology annotation, cellular component: synaptonemal complex. Lineage: Eukaryota; Metazoa; Chordata; Mammalia; Eulipotyphla; Talpidae. The coding region runs from base 163 to 1038 and encodes 291 amino acids.
GCCCCCCUGGCCGCACCCCGGCCGCCCCCACACUGCGCAACAGUUGAGCCAGAGGCGCAGUGCACGCAUGCGCGCUGCGGCGCCUUUCUCCCGCAGCUUUUAUUUUUUUUUUUCCCCCUAAACACGCAUUGUCCAGGGCGCAGGCGCGCACAGGCAGGGAAGAUGGAGCCUGCGAAGGAGGAGGACCUGCCCGAGCCCGCGGCCGGGGCGCAGGCGGCCGGCGGGAGCGCAGGGAAGAACAAGCCCUCAAAGAAGAAUGAAGACUUGGUGACCAUGGUGAAGAAGCUGCAGGAAGAGGGAAGCCUGGAGCCCCAGAUCAAAGAACUGAUUAACCGGAUUAAUGAGCUUCAGCAAGCAAAGAAGAAAUCUACUGAUGAACUGGGAGAAGCGCGAGCCCUCUGGGAGGCCCUGCACAAGGAACUGGACUCCUUGAGUGGAGAGAAGGCGCACCUAGAGGAGGUCUUGAGCAAAAAGCAAGAGGCACUGAGGAUCCUCCAGCUGCACGGCCAAAAGAAGAAAAAUGAGGCUCAGAGGGAGAACACAAUGCAGGAGGAAACAUCUGCCCAUAACCCUGAGGUCCCAGGCAGUCACAGACAGAGGAAGCUGGGGUUGAACGUGGAAGAAGAACUGGAGCAUUUGAUAGGCCAGCACAAGGACCUGUGGGAAUUCCACAUCCUGAAGCACCGACUGGCCUGGGAGAUCCACACUCUGCAGGGCAGCCGGGAGCAACUGCUCACCGAAGAGAACGAGGCGCGGGCCAAGCUGCGGGAGGUGGAGCGGCGCCUGCGAGCCUUCCGCGAGGCCCCGGCUGCGCCGCGCGAGGUCCCGGCAGCGCCCCGCGAGGGCCCGAGCGUGCCGUCCUGGAAGGAUGGGAUGAAGGCGGAGCUGGAUAAAUUCGAGGGGCAGGUCCUGGGCGCCGCCGGGGGCAGGGUUGGCGAGCGCCAGCUCCCGCAGGCCAAUCCCGAUCUCCCCGGCGCCGGAGCGAAGGAGCAGGAGGAGCCGCCGGCGAAGCUGCCCCCAACUCUCCCCGAGGCCUAGAGGCCCCCAGUCCCG